Messenger RNA from Miscanthus lutarioriparius, 1623 nucleotides. Lineage: Eukaryota; Viridiplantae; Streptophyta; Magnoliopsida; Poales; Poaceae. The record is from the annotation of a GenBank genome assembly.
AUGGAGAGGAUUGAAGCCACACUGUCCGCUUGUUGUGCCCCUGGAUCUUUGAUGCCGGUUUCAGGCAAAGUGAAGGUCGGGAGGCUGUGUCACAGUUUAGCUGUGGUGAACGGAGCUGGAAUUAAUUGUUAUAUGGGAUCCUCUCUGAUUAGUAUGUAUGCCAAGUGUGGAUUGGUUGAGGAUGCCCGCAAGGUAUUUCACAGAAUGCAUGAGAGAAACGUGGUUUGCUGGACAUCAAUGAUUUCUGGGUACACACGGUUGGGUAAGUUUAAAGAGGCUGUCAACCUUUUUAGGGACAUGCAAAUUACUGGAAUGAAGGCUGAUGAUGGGACAAUUGCUACUGUUGUGUCUUCAUGUGCCCAAAUGGGAGCACUUGACUUGGGACGAUAUGUUCAUGCUUACUGUGAUGUUCAUGGUUUAGGGAAGGAGCUUUCUGUGAAUAAUUCACUGAUUGAUAUGUACUCAAAGUGUGGGGAUAUAAAAAAGGCUCAUGAGAUAUUCUGUGGAUUGACCAAGCGAGAUGUGUUUUCUUGGACGUCGAUGAUAAUGGGCUUUACUGUUAAUGGCCUAUGUAGUGAAGCACUCGAUUUAUUUGUUCAGAUGGAAGGAGAGGGUAAGGUUAUGCCAAAUGAGGUCACUUUUUUGGGUGUCCUUACUUCUUGUAGCCAUGGAGGGUUUGUGGAACAAGGGUUCCAUCACUUUCAGCGUAUGUCAAUGGUCUACAAUCUUGCACCAAGGAUUGAACACUAUGGAUGCAUGGUUGAUCUCUUGGGCCGUGCUAAGCUAUUGACAGAGGCAGAACAAUUUAUUAACGAGAUGCCUAUUGCCCCAGAUGUGGUAGUAUGGCGGUCUUUGUUGUUUGCCUGCAGAGCUUGUGGAGAGGUGGGACUUGCAGAAUUUGUAGCAGAAAGGAUCCUAGAAUUGGAACCAAAAAAGUGUGCAGGACACGUUUUACUUUCUAAUGUCUAUGCUACCACAUCAAGGUGGGUUGAUGUGAAUAAGUUGCGGACAUCUAUGGACAGUAGUAGGAUGAGUCAAAUAGCACAGGUGGUCGUGGAAUUUCUUGAGGUAGCAGUCAGCUGCAUCGUCUUCCUCAAAGGCUUCUAUCCUCCUCGUGCCUUUGAGAGGAGAAGGUACAUGAAUGUAGUGGUCCAGAAAGCACUGCAUCCUGAACUUGCUAGCUAUAUUCACUCCGUGACUAUUGGCCUUCUCCCUUUCAUUCAGAAGGGAUUGGUAGAGAGGGUUGUGGUCGUCUUCUAUGACAAAGGGCAUGUACCAAUUGAGAAGUUUGUCUUCAAGCUUGCAGUCAACCAAUCAUAUUGUUCCAAGUUAGAGGAGGCAAACCUGGAGUUUGCUCUGCGAGCAUUCUUGAUCAAGCUGACUGUUGCUGAGCCUGUUACCAAACCCCUUCCAUCAGAUGGUAGCUGGGAGAUCACUGCCUACUUCCGGUCCCUCCCUGCCGAUGGCGACCGAGAAGCUCAGCUGUGGAUUCCUACAGACACCAAGCUGUGGAUGCAGCCUCCGCAGAUUACCCCCAUCAAGUCAGUUAGCUGCGAUCCUCUGAAGAUGCAGCUUUACGUGGAGCAUCCUAGCCCCACGGAACCGAAGGAUCCACCAGCAUGA